UCUGUCAUUUCCUUUCUCCAUGCGUGGAACAGUGCUCAGUCCGGACCUGCACUUUCAAUGGUUAUGAGAGGAUGGGGUUGUCGUUUCUGAAUGACCUCUGUAUAUAAACUUAUUUGAGGAAGACUUAACAAGCUGAUCGGUUGUGUGUUUUCGUGUUAGUGCUAAACGGGCAUCAUGGCAUGCCCGACCUUCCUAGAUGAGACGCUUUCCACAGAGGAAAGGGAAUUUCAAAAGGUAAUUUCUCAGAUCGGCGGAAAAGAGAAGCUGCAUCUGGUCAGUGAGGCACGCAAAACCGAAGAGAAUGAAACUGGAAUCAUGGAGGAGUUCAUCGAAGGAAUGUUUAACAGCACGUCCACAGAUUUGACCGCAGGUGACAACGCUGGCCGGAACAACAACGAUAGCGUACGGAAGAGCCCGUCCUGUCAGCACGGCGACUCACUCACUGAAAACGGGAUCGUGUGCGAGACUGAAACGCUCGAUGUAACCGCACCUAAGGAAAAGCCUCUCACCGAGUCGUCUGUGGAUUUGGGAAUCGGGGUCAAGCCAACGGGGGAGGACUUUCGGCCGCAACCCAACGGAGACCUUCAAAGAACGGCAACCAAAAGCAUCAACAUGAGUUGCCUGCACAGAACAAUAGCCUCACCUGUUAUAAUAUUUAUUUUUAGUCAGGAGUUCCUGAAGGGAUUGUCCAACAAAGCGUGCGUGAAGGAAAUAUUGAAAGACGUGCGUGCACGUACGAAACGUGCGAAUCCGAAGCCCGUGCUGCUGGGGCUGGUCCGCACCACUUUGGAAAGUGGCGACACGCGACAUUGCGUGGAAUUCCUUGAACAUCUAAUUCGCUCAGUCUUUCGGAAACGGCUGCAAGAGGCGAUCUGGGUUGGCACUUUUAUACCAAACCAGAACAGCAAGAUCCUUGAAAUCAAGGAAAACGCCUGUAGAGUUUGGUAUUCUACUCAAGCAGCAGACCAUACAACGGAUGGGGUUCACUCCUCAAAGUGGCAUAGCAGGUGUUUACCCUGGCCUGUCAGGAGAGAACCACGGGGCCAUGUCUGCAGCUCUCCAACCAGUAAGGAAAGAGGUGAUGCAGGAAGUCUAGAAGAAGGAAUUCCUCUUAAAACCUUUUCUGUGUCAACUGGAUCGCACGCACAAGGGGGAAAAACUGCUGUGUAUAAUUAACAUGGUGACACGUGACUCAAGGGAAUUGGAGAAACCUCAAUGACUGGAUAUUAUUUUCACUGUUGAGCUACCCCCCGGGCCCCACAGCAUGGGACGAACAUCCCAUAAAUGACGCCAUAACGUUGCCAUAAUGUUAACUGUUAGGUUAACAUCACCUCUGUCGUCAAGGGACCUUAUCGUUUGCUAUCCAGUGCUGACAAAUUGUGUUUCACUGUCAUUACAUUUACAUUCAUAGAGAAGUCUAGAUACAGCUGCUAGCUGAAGGCCACUGACGAUAUUUAUUUUAGUCAUAGUUUGUCAAAAGGUUUUAUAUACAAUUCAACAUAGAGAGAAUUUAACGUAUAUGUAGUCUAAUUAUGUAUUUAAUUUAGUUCAUGAGCUAAAUUACGAAAAUACAAUGUAAUGAGAAUAUAUUGGGAACAUAAACUGUACAUUUUUUAACACGAAAGAAUAGAAAUAAUGUUCUUAAUGUAAAAAAUGUGUGCCUUUCAUGAGGAGAAUUAACAAUUGCACUAAUGUGACAAAACUGUGAUUUAAAUGUGACACAUUGUUUUUAACCUUUAUUUAUGAUCAUGUAUGCUGCCAUAGUGUGCAUUUUUAUAUAAAUAAAAACUAGCAAACAAUGUAAUGGAUUUUAAAGAGUUUGCAGAGAAAAGAAAACCUUAAAUGUUGUUAGAACUGCCAGAAAAAGAAACAAUAGAAAAUCCAUCAACACAAUAAGGCAUGCUUUGGAGCAUACCAUUUAGUGUUGUGGGUGUUCAACACUAAACACAGCACUCAUAUUUCCAUAUUUUUUUAUGAUAUGACUACCAUGAGUGCAUGUAUACUACACCAAAAGCAUGUCACAAGAAGGUAUGUUCAAUGUUCAUGAUAUUGCGAAUCUUUGAAGCGAUGUUUAUAGUAACGAUGCUGUCAGGUCCUGGUUUCCGCCCUCACUGAUGUACGGUUUUCAGCAUCAGCCACUCGCAUGUGGUAAUAAUGACCAAGUAAAACCAUGGAUGGAGACCGGUGACUCAU
This is a messenger RNA of Gadus chalcogrammus (walleye pollock), 2193 nucleotides long. RefSeq lists its product as uncharacterized. Bases 175 to 1176 code for a protein of 333 amino acids. The record is from RefSeq and is a predicted model, not a curated record. The transcript is spliced from 3 exons. NCBI's taxonomy places the organism in Eukaryota, Metazoa, Chordata, Actinopteri, Gadiformes, Gadidae.